Molecule: messenger RNA, 2840 nt
Organism: Acanthopagrus latus (yellowfin seabream)
Lineage: Eukaryota; Metazoa; Chordata; Actinopteri; Spariformes; Sparidae
Gene: tcp11l2
Product: t-complex 11, testis-specific-like 2
Exons: 10
Coding region: 167-1756 (529 amino acids)
Biological process (GO): signal transduction
Source: RefSeq, a predicted model, not a curated record
UGUGUUCAAUGGUUUCGCCUGUUUGUCCUCGGAGCUAGCUGGAGUGAAGAAGGACCUUUAAACAGAGCGACGAACAGCACAGGACGACGCCGAAUCUCCCUUUCAGAACUGAGCCAUUUUCGUGUCGGUCUCCCUUUCCGGAGACUCGAAGGAGCUGUGACCCAAGAUGCCUCUAAACGAUGAGCGACCCACCUCCACAUCCAGUGGUGAGGACCAAGGCAGCGAUGUGGAGUCGUCGUCGGAGCGCUGCGACAGCAUGACGUCAACCAGCGACCUGGACUGUUCCCGCGAAAGCUUCACGAGCGACUGCUCCAGCAAGCACUGCACGCCCUCCUCAAGCCCACCCAAAACCUUAAACCUGGAUGAAGUCAUGGAGUCUGCCAGAGACCUGUUUAAUCUCCGCUUGGCCCAUGAGGUCGUUAUGAACCGCAACUUCCAUCUGGAGCCAGAAAGCUUACCUCAGGACAGUUUGUGGAAGGCAGUUCGAGAUAAUGUCCACAAGGCCUUCUGGGACAUCCUGGAGUCUGAGCUGAACGACGACCCGCCUGAGUAUAGGCAAGCCAUCACAUUAUUGGAGGAGAUCCGAGAGACGUUGCUGUCGUUCCUCAAUCCGGGUGCCAACCGCAUGAGGACCCAGAUCAUGGAGGUGCUGGACAUGGACCUGAUUCGUCAGCAGGCUGACAACAAUGUUGUUGACAUCCAGGGGCUCGCCUCUUAUAUCAUCACCACCAUGGGCAAGAUGUGUGCACCAGUCAGGGAUGAAGAAAUCAAAAAGCUCCAUGAAAACACGGACAACAUAGUGACAUUGUUCAGGGAGAUAUUCCGGGUGCUGGACCUGAUGCAGGCAGACAUGGUCAGCUUCUCUAUAGAUAAUUUGAGGCCUGUGCUGCAGAGGCAGGGUGUCGAGUAUGAGAGGGCAAAAUUUCAGAGCAUCCUGGACAAGACACCCAGUGCUUUGGACCACACCACCUCAUGGAUCAAGUCGGCACUGGAGGAGCUGCUGUCGGCCACCACUCCCCCAGAGAAGAGCUCAGGUGAGGGGAAAGGACAGCGAGCAGUGCCCGGGCCCUUCCAGGUCCUCAACGCCGCCUUUCUCAGCAUCCUCACAUGGGACUAUGAUAAGAGCCCACUGCCAGAGACCUGGAUGACUGAUGAGCCACGUCUGCGAGAGAUUCAGUGGCAGCUCCGGCAGGUCCAGAUGGUGAACGAGGUGCUGCUGAUCGUACACAGCACCAUCGGAGGGCCUAUCCAGGGUCUGCCAUCCCUGUCUGAACGUCUGAAGAGGAUGAUCAGUGUGCUGCUGGAGGGAAUGCACAGCCCGGACUUUAACCUAGAAGAGGCACUAGAGGGCGUCAGUGCUCAGAUCUGCUGUGAGCUCAGUAAGUCUUUAACUGAACGGGGCUACCCUGCGCUCUCCCCAGCGCUGCAGGCCACCCUUCGAGGCCAGAUCUGCAGCAUCACACAGAAGGAUAAUCCAAUUCGCACUCUUGUUGAGGAUCGAGUGCAGCAAUACUUCAUGGUGCUCAUCUGUGAUCCCAAAUCGCAGCUCAAACUUGAACAGGUACCAGCCGGCCUGACCCCCAUUAAACCUCAACUAGCACUGAUCGGAGCCAAGUUCAUCUCCCUGGUAAACUACAACAAGAGUGUCUAUGGACGUUUCUACGCAGAUAUCAUCAGGAAGCUGAUGUUCAUCAGCAGCCCACCAGCAGCAAACCCUCCUUUGGACGCCACUCACAAACCUGUCCCCUCCAACUAAAACCAUGGCACAUGUAGUUUAGGGAGUCCCUUUGUUAGUAGACAUAACUGAAGCUACGGAGCUACCACAAGAGCUCGGCAGUGCUGCUGCUUCACCUGGUCGGUGUGCUCCAAUAGUUGGAGUUACCCUAAGCGUUUUAUAAUUGUAGUUUUUAUCACUACAUUUAGCAGCAUACCUGCAGGUGGUCGACAUUUAAUGUGACCUGUGUCCUUUGCUCUCAGAUGUGCUCUCCUGUGAACAUUUACAGCUUCAAACCAGAAAACCAGUGUUACAUCGAUCCAUUUCUGAACCUAACCGUGAUAGUGGUAUCAACAUUGUAAUGUUAUCUGCAGUCAAACUCCUGUUAUUGUGGAGGAAAAGAUGGGAAAACCAUAGUAUGUCUAAAACAUACAUUACGCUUUAUGAAGCAAAGAGGAAGAAGCUUCUAUAUUCAGAGAUGUAGCAGAGUAGUAUCAGAUUUUUUUUACAUAUAACAAAUUAUUGUUUAUCACAGUAUAACUACAGUUAACUAUGACCACAGUCAUGAGAUAGCCCUUUUCCUGGUCCUUUUGAUUGUUCUCCCUUUAACUUUUUCUAUCAGCCAGAGAACUAAACUUUCUGUUUUCUUUUGAAUUCGCUGAUACUUACUAUACAGCAAAAAAAAUAAAUAAAUAGAAAUAUAACUGAAAAAGAGGUUGAUUUGAAAUGAAGAAAAGUUGUCUGCAUGAGUAGCUUUGUGUUGGGGUUAAGUCUGUUUAGUUUUACUUGAGUACUUUGUCGGUGUAUUUGUCACAUGUUGUAUGUACUUUUUCUUCUCUGCUAGUUGAACACUUGUUAUAUUCAUUUAGUUGCUAGUUUGUUUCAAUAUUUGUUAUUUUUUGAGGUACUAUAGUCGUAACAGCGUUGCUGUGUUGGCUGAUAGGACCUGUGGCGGGAAAAGGAAAAGGAGCUGAACUCAAAAGUGUGUCCAAACUUUCCAGUGGACCCAAUGAUGCACAAAGUAAAGCAAUUAUGUGCUUUACAUGGAAGUUUAAAUGAAAAUGUGGGAAGUUGUUGUUCUUCUCUUGUGUACUACAUUUAAUAUAAUAAAAUUUGUAAAAGAGAA